Microcebus murinus (gray mouse lemur) is the source of this 1700-nucleotide messenger RNA. It is a transcript of the gene TXNDC15, whose product is annotated as thioredoxin domain containing 15. Lineage: Eukaryota; Metazoa; Chordata; Mammalia; Primates; Cheirogaleidae. Gene Ontology annotation, cellular component: cilium. Gene Ontology annotation, biological process: cilium assembly. The record is from RefSeq and is a predicted model, not a curated record.
GCGCCCGCGCUCCCGGCCUCUCCUCCCCCAGCCUUCCUCUGUGGUAGGGAGCGCGACGCUCCUCGCCGAGCGCCCGUUGCCAGUCCACCUGGGUGGUGGUCCCGGCCGCCGGUCGCCGGCCGCCGGCCGCCCCGCGCCAUGCGGCUUCUCGGUUGGUGGCAGUUACUGCUGUGGGCGCUGGCGCUUCUCGCCCGCGGUGUGGAGGUCGCAGAGGAAGGCGGUCGCCCGCGGGCCGAGGAGCAGCCCGCGCACCCCCUGCAGGCGGGCGCCGCGCACCUGGGCGAGGAGGAGCCCCCGCGCGGCCAGGUGGGCGCGGACGCGGCGGGCGACCGCGUGGUGAUGCUGUCUGUGGUCCCGGGGGACGCCGAGGAGAAGCCGAGCGCGGAGCCAGGCGGCGGCGGCGGCGACACCUGUGGCGUGGGAGGCGAGGAGGACUCGAGGUGCCACCUCCGCGAAAACCUCUUCUCCCUGACCGGUGGCGCCGGCGCCGCCUUCCCCGACCGGGAGGACGAGGACGACCCCGAGCCGGAGGUGGCGGAGUCCGACCCGGCCCCGGCCGAGGACGCCAACAGCACCGACAGCCUGAAAUCCCCCAAGGUGAACUGUGAGGAGAGGAAUGUGACGGGCCUGGAGAAUUUCACUCUGAAAAUUUUAAAUAUGUCACAGGACCUCAUGGACUUCCUGAACCCGAACGGCAGCGACUGUACUCUAGUGCUGUUUUACACCCCGUGGUGCCGAUUCUCUGCCAGCUUGGCCCCUCAUUUUAACUCUCUGCCCCGGGCGUUUCCAACGCUUCAUUUUUUGGCUCUGGAUGCAUCUCAGCACAGCAGCCUUUCCACCAGGUUUGGCACCGUAGCUGUUCCUAACAUUUUGCUAUUUCAAGGAGCUAAACCAAUGGCUAGAUUUAACCACACAGAUAGAACAUUGGAAACACUGAAAAUCUUCAUUUUCAAUCAGACAGGUAUAGAAGCCAAGAAAAAUGUGAUGGUAACUCAAGCGGACCAAAUAGGUCCUCUUCCCAGCACGUUGAUAAAAAGUGUGGACUGGUUGCUUGUAUUUUCCUUAUUCUUUUUAAUUAGUUUCAUUAUGUAUGCUACCAUUCGGACUGAGAGUAUUCGGUGGCUCAUUCCAGGACAAGAGCAGGAACAUGUGGAAUAAUGAUGGACUGAAAAGAAAAGUUGGAAAGAGGAAUUUCUGUCCUUCAUUUCAGAAAUUAGUGCUACAGCUUCAUUUUAUCUAGUGAAGUAUUGACUUGCAAGUUCACUUAGAUUAAAAAAAUCAUGCAUUUGUUGAACUAUUACUGAAUGCGUCAAAAAAUUCUAAACUGGUAUUUUAACUAGAAUUGCCAUAAGCAAAUGCAAAAAAAUAUUCACUAGAAUGCCCUGUUCUUAUUUUUACUACUUGGACGUUAUCCUAUACAUGAAGAGUAAUCCAGUUUGAAAUGUGAAGACAUUCUGGUGGAAUAGUGAGUUAAUGACAAUAUGUUUACUAAGAAGGUGGCAAAAAUAGGACUUUUGGGUUAUAGUUUUAGAAAACUCGUGAUUCCUUAUAUAUGUUUCAGAAGGUUGAUUUUUUUUUGUUUGCAAUUUCUCUUCCAGAGUCCAUAGCAGAAAGUGUUGUUAUGGAAAGAGUAACUAGAAUUGAUUAGUAUGACCCUCCAAGUAGCAACUGAUGGAAAAUAAAAGAGUCAAAUACCUUGA